Molecule: messenger RNA, 619 nt
Organism: Paramormyrops kingsleyae
Lineage: Eukaryota; Metazoa; Chordata; Actinopteri; Osteoglossiformes; Mormyridae
Source: RefSeq, a predicted model, not a curated record
UAUAUUUCUAUAUUCAGCGCUCUAGUCAUCCGGUUGCUCCAGCCGCCAUGGCUGACGAAAUUGCUAAGGCGCAGACCGCCAAGCCGGGAGGAGACACGAUUUUCGGGAAAAUCAUCCGUAAAGAGAUUUCUGCAAAUGUAUUCUAUGAGGAUGAUCAGUGCAUAGCCUUCCACGAUAUCGCCCCUCAGGCUCCCGUUCAUUUUCUGGUCGUCCCAAAAAAACCCAUCUCACACCUUUCCAAGGCGGAAGCUGAGGAUGCUGCGCUCCUGGGCCAUCUGAUGAUCGUGGCCAAAGACUGUGCCGAAAAGCAGGGCCUCAGCGAGGGUUACCGGCUGGUGGUGAACGAGGGGCCCCAUGGGGGCCAGACGGUCUACCACAUCCACAUCCACAUCAUGGGGGGUCGUCAGAUGGGCUGGCCCCCAGGCUAGCCGGCCCGUCCUGCUGGCGGCCCCCCCCCCCCCCCCCCCCACCAUCCACUGCAUCUGUUAACUGACACAACAGUGAAUAUUAAUGGAGCAAAUAAAAACAGCCCAAAGCCAUUGUCAUAUUAGCUGUCAAUCCGUCACACGUGUGUUACUCUGUUGCUCUGGGAGUAAUAAAUUACGUCUUAUCACUCAAG